AUGGCUGAAAUUGAAGAUACUCAUUUUGAAACUGGUGACUCUGGUGCAUCUAAUACCUAUCCACAACAAUGCUCUGCUUUGAGAAAAAAUGGAUUUGUUAUGCUCAAGUCUCGUCCAUGCAAAAUUGUGGAAAUGUCUACUUCUAAGACUGGAAAACAUGGACAUGCAAAAGUCCAUCUUGUUGGAUUAGAUAUUUUCAGUGGAAAAAAAUAUGAAGAUAUAUGUCCUUCCACGCACAACAUGGAUGUGCCUUUUGUCAAGCGUGAAGAUUAUCAAUUGACGGACAUAUCUGAUGACGGAUAUCUCUGCUUAAUGGCCGACAAUGGAGAUUUACGUGAAGAUUUGAAAGUACCAGAUGGUGAAUUGGGUGCUCAACUCAAGGCAGAUUUUGAAGCCGGAAAAGAGUUAUUGUGUACUGUUUUGAAAUCAUGCGGUGAAGAAUGUGUUAUUGCUACCAAAACUAAUACUGCUCUUGACAAAUAA
Messenger RNA from Pediculus humanus corporis (human body louse), 483 nucleotides. Its product is annotated as eukaryotic translation initiation factor 5A, putative. The record is from RefSeq and is a predicted model, not a curated record. The transcript is spliced from 4 exons. NCBI's taxonomy places the organism in Eukaryota, Metazoa, Arthropoda, Insecta, Psocodea, Pediculidae. Bases 1 to 483 code for a protein of 160 amino acids. Gene Ontology annotation, biological process: positive regulation of translational termination; positive regulation of translational elongation. Gene Ontology annotation, molecular function: ribosome binding; translation elongation factor activity; RNA binding.